Messenger RNA from Sus scrofa (pig), 5299 nucleotides. Its product is annotated as olfactory receptor 10J5. Gene Ontology annotation, biological process: G protein-coupled receptor signaling pathway. Gene Ontology annotation, molecular function: G protein-coupled receptor activity; olfactory receptor activity. Gene Ontology annotation, cellular component: membrane. NCBI's taxonomy places the organism in Eukaryota, Metazoa, Chordata, Mammalia, Artiodactyla, Suidae. The record is from RefSeq and is a predicted model, not a curated record.
CACAGCAAAGUGGGAUCUGAGCAGAGUCUGCGACUUAACACCACAGCUCACAGCAAUGCCAGAUCCUUAACCCACUGAGUGAUGCCAGGGAUCAAACCUGUGUCUUCAUGCAUACUAGUCAUUCCACUGAGCCUAUGGGCUCCCACUAACAUUUUGAUGAAGUUCAAUUUGUGGUUUUGUCCUGGGUUUAUGCUUUUUAUUUUGUAUCUGGGAACUUUGCUCAUUCUAAGGUCAUGAUUUCAAUACUUUUGGGGGGGGCUAGAAUUUUUAGUUUUAACUUUUAUAUUUGUCUUUGAUUCACUUUGAAUUAUUUUUCAUGUAGGCCAUAAGGUAAAGUUUGAGGUUUAUUUUUUUCAGUAUAGAUACCCAGUUAUUCCAUCAACAUUUGUUCCAUCAACAUUUAUUGAAAAUGCCAUUAUUGAUAUACUUUAGAAUUUUAUAAAAAAUCAGUUGAUCAUGGGAGUUCCCUGGUGGUCUAGUGAUUAGGAUUUAGUACUUUUACCACUGUGGCCUGGGUUCAGCCCCUAGUCUAGGAACUGAGGUGCCACAUCAAGCUGUGGCCAUAAAAAAAAAAAAAAAGAAUUGUUUGUGUGGAUCAUUUUGGGUACGUGUUUUGUUCCAUUGAGCCAUAUUUCUAUCCUUACUCCAACACCAUGCUACACCAAUGCCAUGCUACUUUGAUUACUGUAGUCUUCAAAUGCAGUAGUGUAAGUUCUUUACCUUUUUUUUUUUUUUUUGAGAUUUCUUUGGCAAUCUUGGUUUUGUGCAAUUCCAUAUACAUUUUAGAAUGGGAAUAUGUUUUAUUAUCCUUACUAGAGAAUCUGGUAUCCUAAUCUUAUGUGGGUUAUUGGAACAAACAUGAGACAUUAAGGAAAAAAAGUCCACUGAAUGUGAUGAUAAGGUAGAUUGUGGCUCCACAAUUCUGAUUUUGAUUGACUGAAAUAAUGAUAAGGUUAUCAAGGAAGGCAGAAAAGUUGAGAUGGGGACCUUUUCCAAAUAUAAGAGGGUGAGAGGUCUAGUUUGCUUUUGAAAAUAGAAAAUUUGUUAUUUGGCAAGACUCACAAGUAGAGAAAUCCAGAGGAAGGUGUGUCAUAGACAUAGGACAAAGACUGAUGGUGGAAAUGGAGAUUUGAGAACAAUUAACAUAGAAAUUAUAACUGAAAAAAAUUGCGAGGAGUGUGAAGAGAAGAAAGCAAGGGCCAAGGAUUGACAAGAGAGCAGUAUUUACAAUUUUAAUAUAGGCAGAAUGAGCAGCUUCAUGGAAAAGAACUAAACGAGUGCUGAGAAGAGAGAAAACUAGUGUGGUGUCAUGGAAACCAAGGUCAGAGAAUGUUUCCAGGAGGCAGAGUUUUCAGGAGUAUAAAAUGAAUUGCAGAAGGACAAGAAAAAGGAAAAAGCAAAGUCUGACAGUGUUAGCAAUGGAGACUUCUUUGGUGACAUUUGAGAGAAUGAUUUUGUGAGAGUGACCAUGAUGGAAUCCACUUUCAGAGAAUUAAGUGGGUUGGGAGAGGAAGGCUGUUUCAGUAAUUCUGAAAUUGGAAAGAGAACAAUGGAAUGGUCUCUGGAGAGAACCACAGAAUCACAUGUAUUCUCUCCACACAGGCUGUGUAUCCUUGCUUUUUGACAGAGGGGACUGGUGGACCCUAUUUCUUAUAUCAAAUUCUGUGUUCACCAGAUUUUUAAAAAUCAAUAAGCCGGUUCAGCUCCAAGUAGCUGGCAGCCUCCUUUCUUCUCUUCUUCCAACUCUCUUGCUUACAUUCCCUUGUCCACACAUUGAAUUGUCCUAACCUUUUCCUAUUACAGUGGAAGCUAAACAAUGUCCUCUCAAUUACCUGACUCUUUCUGGCUUUAUUCUUAAAAGGACCCCUGGGGUCAGCAAAAAAGAUUAUGGUGGCAGGACGCCGAGUGAACAGUUUCAGUGGAGUGAUCACAGCAGAAGUUGUUCUGCGUGUUUGAGGGUAUGAUGACAUGUUUGAACCACGUUAUCUCUGAAAUAAGGUUUCUAGAUGGAGAAUUCAACUGAAAUACAGUGUAAAAGUUCUUGGUGGACCUGUCACCAAAUUCAGUCAUUGCUUCUCAAAGUUUGUUGUCUUGACGUUUGUCUUCCUUCUGCUACAUCACUGCUCCGUGAAACUCUCAUCUUUAUCAUUUUCCUGACAGGUGCCAUCUUAGUAAUCCCCUUGUUGAUAGUUUGUUUUGAGUGGUAGCUAUCAUUACUGAUUGGGACACAGGGCAUGACUUUUUCCUUGCUGCUCUGUUCCCCUUCCUAACAUCGGUAUGGUGUGUGUGAGGUGAGCUUUUGCUCAGAAGUCAUUUUCAUGCACAGGAUGUAAGUCGGCACCAGAAUGAUAAUGUUCACAUGUGUAAGACCCCAAAAGGCACAAGUAGUUUUCUCUCUUCCUGUGGAAGGGCCAUACACUUGAGCUUGCUGGUCACAAAGGAGGGAAUUGGGCUCACACUCUCAGUCCAGCUAUCAUUGUCCCUUGUUAUAAAGUCCAGCUGCAGAUGAGAGGUUUUCCCUUGAUGACUGACUCCUUUUCUUGCUUUCAGACACUGAUACAGCAAAAUGCAGAGAAAGAACUUCACAGAAAUGGCAGAAUUCAUCUUCCUGGGAUUCUCUAUCUUUGGAAAGCAUCAGAUAACUCUUUUUGUGGUUUUCCUCACCAUGUACAUUUUAGUUCUGGCAGGGAACAUCACCAUUGUAACUGUCAUCUGCAUCGACCAUCGUCUCCACACUCCCAUGUACUUUUUCCUGAGCAUGCUAGCUAGUUCAGAGACCGUGUACACCCUGGUCAUUGUCCCACGAAUGCUUUCCGGUCUCAUUUUUCAUAACCAGCCUAUCUCCUUGGCAGGCUGUGCAACCCAGAUGUUCUUUUUUGUCGUCUUGGCCACUAAUAAUUGCUUCUUGCUCACAGUGAUGGGCUAUGACCGCUAUGUGGCCAUCUGCAAGCCCUUGAGGUACACAGUCAUCAUGAACAAAGGAAUGUGUGCUGGGUUGGUAUGUGGGUCCUUUGGCACCGGUCUGGUUAUGGCAGUUCUCCAUGUAACAGCCAUGUUCCGUUUGCCUUUCUGUGGCUCCAUGGUGGACCACUUCUUCUGUGACAUUUACCCAGUCAUGAAACUUUCUUGCAUUGAUACCACUGUCAAUGAGAUAAUCAAUUAUGGUGUAAGUUCAUUUGUCAUUUUUGUGCCUGUGGGGCUGAUCUUCAUCUCCUAUAUCUUUGUUAUCUCCUCCAUUCUUAAGAUACCCUCAGCUAAGGGCCGGAAGAAGACCUUUGCCACCUGCGCCUCCCACCUCACUGUGGUCAUUGUCCACUAUGGCUGUGCCUCCAUUGCCUACCUCAAGCCCAAGUCAGAAAAUGCAAUAGAAAAAGAUCUUCUUCUCUCAGUGACCUACACCAUUGUCACUCCCCUGCUGAACCCUGUUGUUUACAGUCUGAGAAACAAGGAGGUCAAGGAUGCCCUACGUAGAGCUGUGAGCAGAAACAUUUCUUAACAGAUUGAAUCAUUUUGUCAGGAGACCUUUAGCCCGGUGUAAUGUGUGUCUGCUCACAAACAUGCCACGAUAACACAAGUUCAUCAAAUACAAUGUUUGUGGAGAAUAAUGUCAAAGAGUUGAAAUGCUUUUCUUUCUCAUGCUCUAGGGGAAAGGCAGAAAGCAAGGUUUUUUGCUCUAGUGAAUUUUGUUACCAGAUACAAGAAUCAUUCAAAGACAGAUUAAGACUGCUUGUUUCUAUGCCUGAGGUGUUCUGUUUGGAAACCUCUUUUGGCCCUCACUUUACCUGGCUCCUUUCACACAGUCAAGUCCUUGACCCAGUCUGUAAAGAGAUGUGGAAGAAGUCUUAGGAAAUUAAGCAGCAGAGGCAGCUUGAGGAUGGCUUUCAUUCUUAGGAGUUAAAUCACUUGCCCCUUAACAGUCAUUUCAGAAAGGGUUUUCUUAGUUCUUGCUGAUUGAAAAAUGAACAGCCUCAGGAAAAAAAAAAAAAAAGAAAAAGUCACUUCUUUCACUAUCCAACCAUGUUAGCUCCUUCACUAGUAUAUUUCUACUUGUAGCCCUUCCUUCUUUGCAAUCAAGGCAAAAAUCUCUCUUGUUCCCUAGAGGCUAAGCUGGGAGAGAACCUAUUGGUGGCUGUUCUCUGUAACUGCACUUUUAUCCAGAUGCAUUUUUUAUAAAGCCUCUUCUCUUUAUAAAGAGAAGGUUGACUAGGCCUUUCAGAUUUUAAAGUUAUGUGUCAUAGCUGCAGUGGCAUUGAACAAGUUGUCUUAGAUAUUGGCCCUACUAAUCCCAGCCUCUAAGGCAAAUGCCCCGAAUUCCCUUCUCUUAGCAAAUAGUGCAGGCUUCCUCCUUCUCCCAGUACUAAUUUAUAUCAAAAUAAGUGUAACCAUGCUAUAGUGUUUCACUUCCUCAAUGAAGACUGUGGGAAUAUUUUUUGCUUAUCUCUACUCUGAGACAGAGCUGGAAGUCCCAGUAGACACUGAUAUGGAAACACGUAUUUUUCACAUACUCCCACUGCUUCCAUCCCCUGGUCAGUUCCUGUCCCUUACAUUCCAGUUUUAUUUUUCUGUUCUGAACCAUAGAAAUAGUAUUGAUGCAUCUUCUGGGCGACCUGCAAUUUUUUCUCGGUUCCACAGAUCCCUAUGUGAGAAGUUCAGCAGGGUUGGGUCUCUCUGUACAGUGUCCCUUGUGGCAGCCUCUCACAGUGGGGGGGGACAUCAUAGCUGAUGUCAGUGUAUUCAUGAUGACCAGCACCUGAUAUCCCUCUAGAAGAGGCGUCUCCUCCUGAGGUUCAUAAUGCCUUAGAGAGUAGUGUUUGGAAAGGUUUCAGGGUUUUUUUUGAACUUUAUGGAAUUAUUCACUAAAUUUUUUACACAAGUGUAAAUAUGCCUUUUCCAUCAUAUUCUUGAAGAAUUUUCUCUGCUGUAAGUAUUUAUUCCCUCAAAUCCUAACAGAAAUAUAACACAGCAUCCAACCUCCCUCUUUCAUAGACCACUUGCUUCCAUAAUUUCCUUAAACUCUCUUGGAGAAGCACUCUUUGACUCUAUUUUUGCCUAAAUGGGCACUGCUGUUUUUCAGUAGGUUGGGGAAAUGGAAGGUGAGUGGUUCUCAGCUGGCAGGUUGAGGGAUAAUGGGUGGUGGAUAGAUAUCAGAAGGCCCACAUGGUCUUUACUGAAAGUUUUCUUAGAGUUCCCGUUGUGGUGCAACUGAAACGAACUUGCCUAGGAAGCAGGAGGUUGUGAGUUCAAUCCCUGGCCUUGUUCAGUGGGUUAAGGAUCCAGCGUUGCCAUGAGCUGUGGUGUA